This is a messenger RNA of Macrosiphum euphorbiae (potato aphid), 1821 nucleotides long. The record is from the annotation of a GenBank genome assembly. NCBI's taxonomy places the organism in Eukaryota, Metazoa, Arthropoda, Insecta, Hemiptera, Aphididae.
AUGUUAAAUACUGGUGUUAACAACUGUUUUAAAGUGAUAAGCGGUCUGGCGGACCGCACCAUACCAUCUACGAUAAAUGACCCGAACUUUCAGAACAUUAUAUCAGACAUAUUAGCUGAAGAUUGUUCAGACGUAAGUGAUGAUGUUCAUGAUAAUAUGUGUAUUGAUAGUGAUCAUAACUCCGAAUCGGAACAAAAUGUAAGUGAAUCAGAUGAAAGUGAGACAGACAGUAAUACUGAUAAUGGCGAUGACAUUAGACCAUCAAAAUUCCUAUAUGGUAAAAAUAAAUUUAAAUGGUCGGUUGAGGAGUUCGCGUCUAAAAAUACAAGAACUGCUCGACAUAAUAUCAUUACUAAACUUCCUGGACUGCGUGGCCCAAUUAAACAAUUUGGUGAUACCGCUCGUCCUUCUGAAAUUUGGAAUAUUUCAUUUACUGAAAAUAUAAUAAAUGAAAUAUUGGUUUGGACAAACAUAAAAAUUGAUAGUUUUCGUCAUAAAUAUAAAAAUCAUAUGCAAAGUUUCCUAAAAAAUGUAGACGAAGUUGAGCUAAGGUCAUUGUUUGGUUUGCUAUUUUACUCAGCUGUAUUCAAAUCAAAUCAUGAAAAUGCAAACACCUUAUUUGCAACUGACGGAACAGGACGUGAAAUUUUUCGUCUGGUCAUGAGUAAAAAACGGUUUUUAUUUUUAAUUUCAUGUUUACGUUUCGAUAAUUCUGAUACUAGGACUGAAAGAAAAGAACACGAUCCACUCGCACCAAUUUCUGAAAUUUUUAAUGAAUUUAUUGAAAACUGUAAAUUGAAUUACUCUUUGAGUUCAUGUGUUACCGUGGAUGAGAUGUUAGUAAGUUUUCGUGGUAGAUGUAAAUUUAAAAUGUAUAUACCUAAUAAACCAGCUAAAUACGGGUUAAAAAUAAUGUGCUUAACUGAUUCGCGCAGUCACUAUUUAUUUAACGCAUACAUUUACGCCGGACAAAAUACUGAUGGACUUACCUUAGAUCAUACAGAAAGAAAGUUUUCUAAGCCUACACAAUCAGUUUUACGGUUGUCAAAACCAAUACAAGGGACCAACCGUAAUGUAACUGCAGAUAAUUGGUUUAGUUCCAUAGAACUUGUUGAACUUUUAAAAAAGAAAAAAUUAACAUAUGUUGGUACAUUAAAAAAAAAUAAACGUGAAAUACCUCAAGCUUUUCUACCAAAAAAGAAAAGUACAGUUGGCUUUACUCAAUAUGGAUUUACAAAAGAUCUUACACUUUUAUCGUACGUGCCAAAACCAAAUAAAGCAGUGUUAGUAAUCUCAUCGAUGCACAAUCAAAAAGGGUUUGACAAUGAUGUCCAAAAACCUGAAAUCAUUUCUUAUUAUAAUAGUACAAAAGGAGGCGUUGAUGCAUUGGACGAAAAAUGUUCUAUUUAUUCUACUGGGCGUCGUACUCGUCGUUGGCCGUUAGCAAUUUUUUACAGACUUCUUGAUGUUUCUUCUGUUAAUUCGUAUGUCUUAUAUAAUUCUUUUAAAAAUAACGAAACAAUGACAAGAGCCGAUUAUUUAAAGAGUUUAGCGUUUGAACUUGUGAGUCCAGAAUUAGAAAGACGCUUUGAAAAUACAUGUAUCUCACGUGAAAUAAGAAGUGGAAUUAGAAGAGUUCUCGGUAAAUCAAAAAACUUAAAAGAUACGCCAGUGUACGAAGACAAGCUGGAAUCACGAAAAACGUGUCGAAUAUGUCCUCCUAAGAAGAAAAGGAAAACUAUUUAUCAAUGUAAACUCUGUGGGGAUCCCAUAUGUCUUGAGUGCAGCAGAAAAAUUUGUUCAAAUUGUUUCAGAAACUAA